AUACUUCCGCACUUGACAGCGUCGGACCCUUCAAUGCCAUAUCGAGUCUCGUAGAACGAUCCUCCGGUGCGAUACUACUCUGUGCCUCUUAUGGCUGUCGGGGUGGAGCGCCGUGCGGAGAUAGUUGCUGCUAAGCUGGACCACGCGUUGCUUUUGCAGCCCGUUAGUAACGCAAUGUCCUACAAUCCUUUGGCCCAACCUUCAGGCGCGGGCUUUCCUAUCUCAGAAACUACAUCUCCCGAAAUCCUGGAUGAGCGCCCUGACUACUACUCGGCGCAAACGGACCAAGCUGCCGAAACCUCUCCACAGCAACAACUGCUCAAAAAGAGGCGCGCGUCUAAAGACAAGGCUACUGUCAUCAGACGUUCAUCUUCGACACCCCACAUGCGCAACCUAGCUCUGGGGGCCGCCAGCGAGCUGUCACCUACCGGUGACAAGCGACGGAACAAGCUGGGCUACCAUCGUACAUCAGUCGCGUGCGGACACUGUCGCCGGAGGAAGAUAAGAUGCCUUGUAGCAAAUGACGAAGUCACUGGACGUUGCGCAAACUGCAUCCGGCUGAAGAAAGAAUGCAACUUCUAUCCCGUGGACCAGACACCGGAACAGUCUCGGGCACAGGCAGGCGCUGCAAAAGAAGCGAACGGCGUCGCGCCUUCUCCUUCCAAUAUUUCGUCCCCUCGACACGCCGUUUCCGUGACAGGAUCCAAAGUGGAUGAGUUUCGCCCGCCUUUUCCGGGGAAUUUGUCGACAAAUUCUGGCUCUAGAUAUGAUGUAUCUAGCGAAUCCGACAGUGAUGCACACCACAUCACCCCAUCAAGCGGCAUGCCGGUACAACAACCUGGAUAUGGAUACCCGCAGCCCAUCGACACACAGUGGCCUCCGAGCACUACCUUUUUACCCUCUUCGUCUGUUUCAGAGAGCCCGUCCUCUUCCACAGGUUACUGGCGUCCAUCUCCUACAACUGCAAGUACGGUUUUCGGCAGCGAGUCGAAUGUUUCGAGUGUGCACACACCUGCGACACUUCAGAGCGCAAGUUCCACAAUGUCCUUUGGAAACCAUCAAGAACAUCAGAAUUGGGCACCACAGAACUUUCAGCCUCCAAGUAGAUCCAUGUCGUACGGCAACAUUGAAGGCCUACCACAACAUUUUCAGAACCAGCCUCUCGGCGUCCCAUCACACGAAUACCGACGAGCCGCGCCAUAUCCAUUUCCCACUACACUGGACACGAGCCCAGCGGCGAUUCACUCGACCACAUUAGGACCACACUCUUCGGCUCCUCUAUCGGCACCCAUAAUAUCUGGGAAUCCUUACAACUACCCCCCACCUUGGAAUCCGUAUCACGGAGGUCAAAAUCCAGGACCGGAGGGACCUGUACAAAGCCGUCCAAUUGGUGGACAUUGGUACACCGAGCCAGGACAUCUUGGCCAGGUUCAAGAAGAAGGCGCCCCACCCAUGACAUACAGCCAUCACGGCAUGUCCCACUUUUAAGCAGAAGAAAUUACGCUGCACUACAGCCUCCACAUCUCAGGACGAGGCACUAUUAUUUCCGGUUCGCCAUCGCACGCUUCGGCGGGAUUUUCCACGCUUGCGCUGCUCGAAUUCACAGUAUCUAUAUUUCGUUCUAUUCUAUUUUGGGGUCAAGGGGUUACAUUGGGUUAAGUUUUCUGGGAUCGCGAUUGGAGCCAG
This is a messenger RNA of Paraphaeosphaeria sporulosa, 1686 nucleotides long. RefSeq lists its product as uncharacterized. NCBI's taxonomy places the organism in Eukaryota, Fungi, Ascomycota, Dothideomycetes, Pleosporales, Didymosphaeriaceae. Gene Ontology annotation, molecular function: zinc ion binding; DNA-binding transcription factor activity, RNA polymerase II-specific. The transcript is spliced from 4 exons. Bases 91 to 1488 code for a protein of 465 amino acids. The record is from RefSeq and is a predicted model, not a curated record. Gene Ontology annotation, biological process: regulation of DNA-templated transcription.